Macrosteles quadrilineatus (aster leafhopper) is the source of this 3052-nucleotide messenger RNA. RefSeq names its product FK506-binding protein 15. The transcript is spliced from 19 exons. The record is from RefSeq and is a predicted model, not a curated record. Bases 117 to 2870 code for a protein of 917 amino acids. Lineage: Eukaryota; Metazoa; Arthropoda; Insecta; Hemiptera; Cicadellidae.
UCUUUCUAAACAGACGACAAAUGUCCAAGGGAAUUUACUAAAAAACUAAUCAUUACGUAAUUAUUUGUUCUAAUAUUAGUUAACAAUUUCAAACUUAUAAUUGCACUGAUUUUAACAUGUUGUUUUCGAGGGACAAAGAUGAUGAUGAUGACUUCAACCCCAAUCCCAAUUAUCACUCAAACUUGGCAUCUAUAUUUGGCAAUGCUGGUAGUGGUGGAGAAAAUAAUUCUAGUUUGACAUACACACCUCCGAAGCAGCCUCGGCGACAAAACAAACCAAGCACCAUCGCGGCCCCUUCGUCUUCCGGGAGAUCAUCAAGUCUUCUGUGUGCCAAAACAGUUCAAACAUUCAAAAUGGUGGAUGGAGCUUACCAGAACCAAGGCAAGUUGGGAGCAGCUGUGCUCAGUUUUGGGUCAGAAGAAGGUGCCACUUACCAGAUCCUGCUGUACCGAGAUAAGCAGAACCAUCUGUGUAACUCUAGGAUACUCAGAGAGUUCAACUUCCAUAUCCAGCCCAAGAAUUAUUGCACUUUCUAUGAUAAACUCAACACCAUCUGGUCUAUAUUGUUUGACAGCCCUGCAGACAUGGUGGAAUUUAACUUGCAGGUGGCCAAGUGUAGAUGGAAGGCUGAACAUUCCACCAGUCCCAUCCUAAUACAAGACCUGUGGUGUCCUGUCCAGAGCGGGGACUCUCCCGUAGCUGCAGCGGGGGACUCUGUCGAUCUCACAUUCACACUCUCAACUAUCGACAACACGACUCAGGAAGUGGGACAGCCACAGCGGAUUGACGUUCAAGUGGAGUCAUCAGGGUGGAAGCAAGCAUUGAUUGGAGUCCAGUUAAACACACAACGAGUCAUCAUACUUCAGCCAUUCAUGCUGGGUGAUUUGAAUCCCAACGAGUCUGUUUACAAAAGUCCUGUGGUUGUCAAAUUUACGGUGCUUCAAGUUACCAAAGUACCCCAACCAGAACCUCCUCCCGUUCCGCCAGCAAAGGAAAUAAAACACCAAGAGACAGAGACGCCAAAACUGGAGCCAUCGCUUCCAGAAGUAUCUGAACAGAAAGUUGAGGAGACCCCACGUAGUCCUAAGAGCACCAAGGUUGAUUUGAUCAACCGUAUGGCACGAAUGGGACAAGCUUUGCCGUUCAAGACAGCCGUUCCAACCCCUUCCGAUUCUGAUGAAACUGAGGAGGAUCGCAACCUGCCGACACACAGGCUCAGUAAAGUAGUUCCCAAACCAAGGACAAGACAAAGUGCUACAGUUCCCCUAGCUGUGCAGGGAGAGACAGUUCCUGCCAAGCCACAUGCCACUGUUACAUCUCAAGUACCUUUACAAUGGGCAACAACCAUGCAGCCUUACUCUGUAGGCAACAUGUAUCCAGUUCCUCAAAUCAGCUCUCCGCUAGAGUCACAUUCCCAGUUCAAUAUGUUCCUGUCAGAAGUUAGAACUACAAACUCCGAACUGAGAAUGGGACUGACAAGACUGACUGAUAAAGUUGAUAAUCUUCAUACCAAGGUUGAAGAAUCUAAAAAUGCUCCCCCGUCUCUAGGAAUUGGUCCUGUUUUGGAGCAGUUAAAGGACGGAGAGAAACAUUUAAAGGAUCAGUUGCAUCAAGUCUUGACCAUUUUACAAAACACUCAACUUGUCAGUCAGAACAGAGCAAGUGCAGAGUCUACGGCUCAGUCAGCUGUUACACCAAGAACGUCCGAUGUGGAGCCUUGUCUCAAAUGUGUACAGCUACAGCAGACCAACACAGAACUGUCAGAAAAAGUUAAAAAGCUUCAGGAAGAAAAUGAAUUUCUCCAGAUUAGUUUAUCUGCACAAAAAGAUGCAUUGUUCAACGCAAAAAUUGCUGAUAAAGAUCAACUAUCUCAAAUCAACUCUCUCCAAAAGCAGGUCUCUGAAGAGCAGAGACGCGUUUUGGAGUUGAAUAACCGUUUGGCGAGUCUUGAAAGAGUCGAGGAAACUCUGAAAAGUGAUUUGCAAACAGCAAACAAUACCAUUACAGAGCUGCAAGAUACGAUACGGGAAAAGCAAACCAGUAUUGACAGGUUAGAACAGGCUUUGAAGGAAAGUGAGGAAACCAAGUUGGAGGAAGUGAGACGGAACAUGCAGGAGGUGAUGGACCCAAAACCCGUCAUCGAGGAACACAUCAAGAAAAUUUCAAACGCUGUUUAUAGAAUGGUUAAGGUGCAGUUUGAGCCCCAAGUGAAAUAUGAUGCUAACUUCAUACAGUCUGUGUUGGCAGAAACAAUUAAGGCUGUGACACUUCAAUAUCUCCAGAAUAGUGACUUGACCAAUUCAGAGAAACCGAUAGCAACCAAGAUAGACUCAGUUUCAGACAUCUCUGGUCAGACUAAACAUGAAGAUUUGAAUGUUGAAGAGGAGAUGCGCUCUACAUCUGAUGUCGAAAGUAAAUCUGAAGUUUCAACAUCCACCCAACAAUCCUCUGAAGACAGCCUGAAUAAUCAAGCUCAAAACACAACAGAAGGCAAAGUUGAUACAGUUCCUGGAGAAAACCAAUCAGAAGUGAAGUCUGACAGUGAAAACGAAAAGGCUAAUAUUGUUAGCAACUCUUCAGCCAAAUUAGGUCCUGCAACAUGUGUGCCUGACACCAAUGAGGAAUCAUCAGAUGAUACUCAGAGUUUGGUAAGUGAGAAGCUAGAGCGAGUGUUGUUGCACAUAGCUCAGUCGCAGAGUAAGAUGUCCAAUCAUCCUCUUUCUCUAUUCCAUUCUUCCAUGGACCCUACCACUUCCUCCUUCACUCCUUGGCCGCCUCAUAUAGAGGAGAUUCAGGUUUGGCGACCACAGCCGCCCCCUCCUCCUUUGUUCGAAGACGAAGAAGCAGACGACGACUGGUUAAACUCUUGAGAACGCUCUACAGAACGCUUUAAUGUAUUCAAAUCUAUAAAUUAUUCCUUGUAUUGUGUUAAGCCCUUAGGUUAUAACACUUGUGAUAUUUGCUAUUCCUGUAUAAAAAAUAUACAAUAAAUAGAUAUAAAAAUAUGUUAUAUAUCUUUUUUAUGUAAUAAAUAUAAACAUUUUAAAGAGUA